Messenger RNA from Solanum pennellii, 1748 nucleotides. RefSeq names its product tryptamine 5-hydroxylase-like. The transcript is spliced from 2 exons. The record is from RefSeq and is a predicted model, not a curated record. Bases 116 to 1621 code for a protein of 501 amino acids. Gene Ontology annotation, molecular function: oxidoreductase activity, acting on paired donors, with incorporation or reduction of molecular oxygen; heme binding; monooxygenase activity. NCBI's taxonomy places the organism in Eukaryota, Viridiplantae, Streptophyta, Magnoliopsida, Solanales, Solanaceae.
UAUAUAUUAUGUUCAAAACUCCAAAAACUAUUACAUCACUCCCAAUACACGUAUUCAAAAUUUUUGUUCAUAACUUUCUCUAACAACAACAAAAAAAAAAACAGAAUCAGAAGAAAUGGAAGCAUCAAUUCUACAGCUACUUCUUCUACUAUCACUUACAUCUUGCACAAUUCUCUUUUACAAAAUCAGAGGCCGACGAUGGCGUCGUCGUCGGCCUCCCUCUCCACCAUCUCUCCCUAUAAUCGGUCACCUCCAUCUCCUCACCCAAAUGCCUCAUCACACCUUCUUCCAUCUUUCUCAAAAACUCGGCAAAAUUAUCUAUCUUCAACUCGGCCAAAUUCCCACUCUAAUCAUCUCAUCUCCUCGUCUAGCUGAACUCAUCCUCAAAACGAACGAUCAUAUUUUCUGUAGCCGUCCACAAAUCAUUGCAGCUCAGUACCUCUCCUUCGGUUGCUCCGAUAUCACUUUUUCACCGUACGGUCCUUACUGGCGUCAAGCUAGAAAAAUCUGCGUAACGGAAUUACUCAGUUCAAAACGAGUUCACUCGUUUCAAUUCAUACGAGAUGAGGAAAUCGACCGUAUGAUACAAUUGAUUUCGUCUCGUUCUCAAUCUGAAGUAGAUCUGAGUCAGGUUUUCUUCGGUCUAGCGAAUGAUACUUUGUGUAGAGUAGCGUUUGGGAAGAGAUUUAUUGAUGAUAAAUUGAAAGAUAAGGAUUUAGUGAGUGUAUUGACGGAGACACAGGCGUUGUUAGCUGGGUUUUGUUUUGGGGAUUUUUUUCCAGAUUUUGAAUGGGUUAAUUGGUUGAGUGGGAUGAAGAAGAGACUGAUGAAUAAUUUGAAAGAUUUGAGAGAAGUUUGUGAUGAGAUUAUAAAAGAGCAUUUGAGGAAAACCAGAGAUGAUGAUGAUGAUGAUGGUUCAGAACAUUUUGUUGAUGUAUUGUUGAAGGUUCAGAAAAGAGAUGAUCUACAAGUGCCUAUUACUGAUGACAACCUCAAAGCUCUUAUCCUGGAUAUGUUUGUGGCUGGAACAGAUACAUCAGCAGCUACACUAGAAUGGACAAUGACUGAGUUGGCUAGGCAUCCAAGUGUUAUGAAAAAGGCACAAAAUGAAGUAAGAAAGAUUGCAGCUAAUAAAGGAAAGGUAGAAGAAUUUGAUCUUCAACAUCUUCACUAUAUGAAAGCAGUAAUAAAGGAGACUAUGCGAUUGCAUCCCCCUGUCCCUCUUCUCGUACCUCGUGAAUCCAUCGAAAAAUGUACUAUCGAUGACUAUGAAAUACCUGCGAAAACUAGAGUCUUGAUCAACACUUAUGCAAUCGGAAGAGAUCCAGAGUAUUGGAACGAUCCUCUUGACUACAAUCCCGAAAGGUUUAUGGAGAAGGAUAUCGAUUUCAGGGGACAAGAUUUUAGGUUUCUACCGUUUGGAGGAGGGAGAAGAGGUUGUCCAGGUUAUGCUCUUGGAUUAGCUACAAUUGAGUUAUCGUUGGCUCGUUUGUUGUAUCACUUUGAUUGGAAAUUGCCUAGUGGAGUUGAAGCUCAGGAUAUUGACUUGUCUGAGAUAUUUGGAUUGGCUACUAGAAAAAAAGUGGCUCUAAAGCUUGUUCCAACCAUCAACAAGUUGUAACCUACUUUCUAAUUAAAUUUAUUUGAUGUUCAAUGUUGAUUGUAGCCAUGGGAAGGUUAACAAUAUGGUAGCAUAAAGUUAAAGGCCUAAAAUAUUUUCAAUAAAAUUCAGUUUUUAAUGUGUGAAA